Molecule: messenger RNA, 4926 nt
Organism: Dictyostelium discoideum AX4
Lineage: Eukaryota; Evosea; Eumycetozoa; Dictyosteliales; Dictyosteliaceae
Exons: 8
Coding region: 1-4926 (1641 amino acids)
Source: RefSeq, a predicted model, not a curated record
AUGGAUCUUUAUAAAACUAAAGAUAAUAAAAAUAAUAAUAUAGAACAAUUAAAUAAAUUAUUAGAUAGAAUAAUUGAAAAUAAUAAAAAUAAAAAUAAAAAUAAUAAAAAUAAUAAUAAUGAAAAUUUAAAUGAUGAAUAUGUUGAUUCAAUUUUAAAGUACUGGAGUAGUAAAACUAUUCAAUCUAAUGAAAGCAUUGAUUUAAUAAUUAAAUUUUUAAAACAUUAUAAUAAUCCAAGAAUAAUAAUUAAAUAUAUUUGGGACUAUGUUGGAAUUAAUCCAACCACACAAGAAUUUUCAAUGGUUGUAUCAGAAUUAAAGAAAUUACUUAUGAAUGAUCUAAAACUUAUUCAUCAUGUAGCAUUAUCAUUUAAAUCAAUUUUCAUUCCUAAAGAAGAAUCUAAUUUUGUUAAUCAAUUAGUUCAUGAAUCAUUAUCAACUCCAAAUACAACAAGUACAACAACAAGUACAACAACAAAUGAAGAUAAUAGUUAUAAUGACUUGGAUCUUUAUAAAUUAUUUAUAAAGACAUCAAAAGAAAGUACUAAUCAAGGUUUAACAACUAUAGCAUCAUUAAUUGAUAAAAUUUUAUUAUUAAAUAAUAAUAAUAUUCAUCUUCAUCGAUUAAUUGAUAUUCUAAUUGAAAAUUCAAUUCAAUUCAACCCUAAAUUAUUAAAUUAUAUUUUAAUAAUAAUAAAUAAAAAACAAAAUAUAAAGGGAUACCAUUUUGAAUUUAUAUUUAAAUUAAUUGAUUAUUUAAUAGAGAAACAACAUCAAAUUAAUAGUAAAUUAGAAGGUAUAGAUUUUAAGAGUUUUUCAAUUGACCUAUUGAUUAAAUUAGUUACAAAAGAUUUAUUAUCAUUUGAAUCAUUAUCAAAUGGACUUGAUAACUCAAUAUCAAUAUCAACAUUAUCUUUUAUAAUUGUUGAAUUCUUUAAAAAGAUUAAAAACUUUAAUGAAUCUAUUACCACAACUUUUUCAACCAAUUUCACUUCUCAUACAAAUCAACAACAACAACAACCACAACAACAACCACAGCAACCACAGCAACAACAACAACAACAACAACAACAACAACAACAACAACAACAACAACAACAACAACAACAACAACAACAACAACAACAACAAGAUGGUGAUGAUAAUACUACAACUGAAACUAAAGAUAAAAAAUCACCAUCACCAAAAAAUCCAAUAACUUCAGAAACAAUUACAACAAUUCAAAAAUGGUUAACUUCAAUGUCAAUUUCUUUAUUUAAAUCAUCACCAAAAACUUUAAUUAAUAUAUUAUUACAACAUUUAGUAAAUAAAGAUGAUUAUGAGGAAGAGGAUGAGAUUUUACCAAUUACUUAUAAUGGUAAAAAUUGUAGCGACUAUGGUAAAAAUGGUGAAAUAUUUAUAGGAUUUUUAAAUAUUUUAUUAAUACAAUCAACUUCUUAUCAUCCAUAUGAAAUUCAUGCGAUUUCAGAUAUUUUAAAACCAAAACUAGUAUCAAACGCAAAAAUAAAUAAAGAAACUGAAACAAAAUCAGUAAUAGAUGUGAUAUUAAAAAGAUGUUUUAAAUUAUUAUCAUUAAUAAAAGACAAAAAAAAAAAUGAAAAUGAAAAUGAAAAUGAAAAUGAAAAUGAAAAUGAAAAUGAGAGUGAAAAUGAAAAUGAAAAUGAGAGUGAAAAUGAAAAUGAAAGUGAAAAUGAAAAUGAAAAUGAAAAUGAAAAUGAAAAUGAGAGUGAAAGUGAAAAUGAAAAUGAAAAUAAAAAUGAGAGUGAAAAUGAAAAUGAAAAUGAAAAUGAAAAUGAAAAUGAAAAUGAAAAUGAAAAUGAAAAUGAAAAUGAAAAUGAAAAUGAAAAUGAAAAUGAAAUAAAAACUCUAGAGGAUAAAAUAAUGAAUAAAAGAAAACUAAUUCAUAUCUCAAUUGUUUUAUCACAUUUUUAUGAUCACAUUGAUACUUCUUUUAUAAAAGAAGUGCUUGAUUAUGUAGAUUUUAUGGGUUAUACAAAUAAAAAAAAACACGAUUUAACAAUUAAUUAUUAUUUAGUGGAUCUCUUAAUUUCAAGUUUAGAUUUAUUUAAUAAAGUUAACAUUGAAUUUAUAAUUUCAUUUUAUUUAUUACCAUUAAUUAAAUCAUUUGAAAUAUUUAAUAAUGGUAAUGAUAAUAAUGAUGAUGAUGAUAAUGCUUUGGAAAAUAAAAAUAUAAAAAUGUUUAAUUCAGAUAUAUUACAAAAACAAGAUGUUUGGGAAUAUUUAUCAAGAGUAUUAAAAUGUUUUUUACUAUAUAUUGGUAGAUUAGAUAAAAAUAUUUUAAAUGAAUUAAUACCUAAUCAUAUUUUAAAUACAUUAAAUGAUUUAAAUGUAUUAAAACCAUAUUUAAUUAAUAUGAAAAAUAAUAAUAAUAAUAAUAAUAAUAUCAAUAUCAACAAUAAAAAAAAAGCAAAAAAAGAAUUAAUUUUAUUAGAAAAAGAAAUUCAUAAUAUUUAUUGGGAAAUUAAACUUUUAUCAAUAAUUUCAAAUAAUAAUACCAAUAUUGAUAAUUUAUUAGCAAAUUUAUUUUAUAUUUAUUUAUUGGCCAAUAAAUUGAAUGAAAAGUUAGAAUAUCAUUUUAUAAGUAGUUCGAAUUAUUCAAAUAUUGAUGAACAAGAUGAACAAGAUAAAGAAGAAAAAGAUGAAGAUGAUGAGAAUGAUGAAGAAGAAGAAGAAGAAGAAGAAGAAGAAGAAGAAGAAGAAGAAGAAGAAGAAGAAGAAGAAGAAGAAGAAGAAGAAGAAGAAGAAGAAAAUGAAUAUGAAAUAAAUUAUAAUCCUUAUGAUUUUCAAAGUCCAUCAAUUGAUGAAGCAUUAUCAACAUUAUCAAUUGAAACAUUAACAACAUCAAUUAUUUCAACAUCAUUAGAUUCAAAUAAAUUAACUUCUUCAAAAGAAUUAUUAUUAUUUUUAAUUAAAACUUUAAUUAAUCAUAAUUCUUUACUAUUAUUAAUUAAUGAUAGUAAUUCAAAUAAAAAUAAUUUAAAUGAAUUAUUUCUUAAUCAAAUUAAAAUUAGUAAAGAGAAAUCAAAUGAAAUCUUAAGUCUAUAUUCAAGUUUAUCAAUAGUGUUACCAUUAAAGAUUUGUUUACAAGAUAAUUUUAUAAGUUGGUUAAUUAAAUUCACAUUUAUUGAUUCAAUUAGAACAUUGAAUGGAAAUAAAAGAAAAUAUUCAAAUGGUAAAUUAAGUAUAGAUUCUUUUUCUGAAUCUCAAAUAAUUGUAUCUUAUUGUUUACAAUUAAUUAGAAUCUUUCAAUACUUGUCAUUAAAGUCAAAUAAAAAUGCAUAUAAAUAUUUAUUUGAUGACUUUUUAUUAAUUUUUAAUAAAAAUGAUAAUUCAAACACAAAAGCAACAACAGCAACAACAUCAUCAUCAUCAUCAUCAUCAUCAUCAUCAUCAUCAUCAUCAUCAUCAUCAUCAUCAUCAUCAUCAUCAUCAUCAUCAUCAUCAUCAUCAUCAUCAUCAUCAUCAUCAUCAUCAUCAAAUAAAUCAGAUAAAUAUCAAUUUGUUUUAGAUUCAUUAAUUAAAAUAUUUAAAUGUGCUGAUGAUAAAUUCAUAUCCUAUUUUAUUGUUGAUAUUAUAAAAUCAUUGGCAGAUUAUUGUAAUAGAGAGAAUAUAUUAAUUAAUUUAGAUGAACCUUCUUUAUAUUAUAGCUUAUUAGAGACAACCUAUACUUCAAAUAAUCAAAAUUUAAUAUCAACUAUCCUUUUACCAAUUGGUAGUAGUGGUGGUAAUGGUGGUGGUGGUGCUAAUGGUAAUGGUAAAAUCUUAUUUAAAUCAAAUGAUUUCUUAAUGGAUUGUAAUAAAAGAAUUAUAAAUAGUGAUGGUCCAUUAAAUUUAUUAAAUAAUAAUAUAUUCUUUGAUUUAAUCGAAACCAUUUAUUUUAAAAAUGAUAAUCCAUUUGGUUUAUUAACUAUCAUUCAAGAAUUUGUAAACUCAUUAUCAUCUGUCAUUUCAAAAUAUUGUUCAAAAAAAUCAAUUAUUAAUUACUUUGAACAUGAAAAAUAUAAAUUUAUAAAUUCUGAUGAUUCAAAUAAUAUUGGUAAAAUGCUUUUAAAGUGUAAUUUAUGUUUAAUAUCAGAAAUUCAAUUCAUUGAUAUUUUUAGUAGUAAUGAUAAAAAUAAUAUCAAUAGUAAUAUUAAAAAUUCCAAUCAAUCAGAUUUCUUAUUUGGAUUACUUGAAUGUACUAUCACUUUAAAUAAAAUACUAAAUUAUUUCUUUUCAAAAUGUUUAGGAAAGUUUGCAAUAAAAUUAAAUAAUCAUUUGAAUGCUUUAAAUCAACUAUUUGAAAAAUCCAUCAUUAUCAAUUUUAAAAUGUUUGAAAAUUCAAAUUUAAAACAAAACCCUGUCAUAGAAAGCUUUACCAAAUUAAAGAUUCAAUCCCAAAACUUUGCAGAACUUUUAGAAAAAAAUAAUCUAUUAGAUAGUAAAAUUUUAAAAGAAUUAAAGGAAAACUCCAAAAUUGAUGUUUUAAUUGGUAAUGAAAUAGUUGAAAAAAUUAAAAAAAGAAUAAAUCAAAAAAUUAAUAAUACUAUCAAUAAUGAUGAUAAUAAUAAUAAUAAUAAUAAUAAUAAUAAUAAUAAUAAUAAUAAUAAUAAUAAUAAUAAUAAUAAUAAUAAUAAUAAUAAUAAUGGCAAUAAUAAAGAAUUGGAAUUACUUGACCGUUUUGAAAAUGGUAAUUUAUAUGGAAAUAAAAGAAAAUUAAAUAAAGAAUAUCAACCUGAAAUAAGUAAUGGCAUGGUGCAAAUCUUGAUAGACAGUCAUUUUGCAAAGUUUUCUAAAUCUAAAACUGGUCAAAGUAAACUCAAAAAAAGUAAACCCGAUGAAAGUGAACUUGAUCAUGCUGAACUUGAUGGAAGUGAACUUCCUUUUAUAAAUGAAGAAAUACAACCAACAACUACUUUCUAUUGA